Grus americana (Whooping crane) is the source of this 3664-nucleotide messenger RNA. RefSeq names its product solute carrier family 16 member 7 (gene SLC16A7). Gene Ontology annotation, molecular function: monocarboxylic acid transmembrane transporter activity. NCBI's taxonomy places the organism in Eukaryota, Metazoa, Chordata, Aves, Gruiformes, Gruidae. The coding region runs from base 282 to 1724 and encodes 480 amino acids. Gene Ontology annotation, biological process: monocarboxylic acid transport; transmembrane transport. The record is from RefSeq and is a predicted model, not a curated record. Gene Ontology annotation, cellular component: membrane. The transcript is spliced from 5 exons.
CGCCCCCCCGCGCCGGUGCUGAAGCGCCUCGGCCGCUCCCCGGCAGCACCCCCGGGACAGCGGCGCCCCGUCGGCCCCGCAGCAGCACCCGGGCCUCCCUCUCUGCCGCCCGGCCCGGGCUCUCCCGCCGCUGCUCUGCUGCCGAGGACACCUCAUGGGAAAUAAAUAAAUUAAUUACCCCACUCACCCCCGCGGCAGGGAAAGGAGCCGGCGGCGGCCGCGGGAUUAGAUCCAGCCCGAGCUAGAGACCAGCCUAGUUGGAGAAGAGACAGAGACCAAAAAUGCCACCAGCAACAGCAGCGCCACAGUACCCACCUCCAGAUGGAGGCUGGGGAUGGGUUGUGGUCUUUGGAGCUUUUAUCUCCAUUGGAUUUUCCUAUGCAUUCCCCAAAGCCAUCACGGUAUUCUUCAAAGAAAUACAAGAAAUCUUCCACACAUCAUAUAGUGAGAUAGCUUGGAUAUCAUCGAUAAUGUUGGCUGUCAUGUAUGCAGGAGGUCCCAUAAGCAGCAUUUUGGUGAAUAAGUAUGGUAGCCGGCCUGUGAUGAUAGCAGGAGGUAUCCUGUGUUCAUUUGGUAUGAUUGCUUCCUCUUUCUGCAAUAGCGUCCUGGAACUUUAUCUAUGUAUUGGUGUCGUUGGAGGUCUGGGUUUAGCAUUCAACUUACAGCCUGCCUUGACCAUGAUUGGCAAGUAUUUCUAUAAGAAGCGUCCCAUUGCUAAUGGAUUGGCCAUGGCUGGAAGUCCAGUAUUUCUGAGCACAUUGGCACCUCUCAAUCAGUUCCUCUUUAAUGCAUUUGGCUGGAAAGGAAGCUUUCUCAUUCUGGGAGGACUUCUUUUGAACUGCUGUGUGGCUGGGUCACUUAUGAGACCUGUUGGACCGAAAACAGUCCCUCCUGUGAAAAAAGAUGUUGAAAAAGGCACAGGAGAUUCUACCUUGCACAAAAACAACAAGAAGUCUUUUUGGCAAACUAUGAAUAAAUAUCUAGAUCUGUCCCUCUUCAAACACAGAGGGUUUCUGAUCUAUUUGUCAGGAAAUGUCAUUAUGUUUAUCGGUUUCUUCGCUCCAAUAGUAUUCUUGGCUCCUUAUGCCAAGCACAAGGGAAUUGAUGAAUAUUCUGCUGCUUUUUUGCUAUCUAUCUUAGCCUUUGUAGACAUGUUUGCUAGGCCUUCAAUGGGACUCGUAGCAAACUCCAAGUUUAUCCGGCCAAAGAUUCAGUACUUUUUUAGUUUUGCUGUCUUGUACAAUGGCGUCUGUCAUAUCUUGUGCCCUCUGGCAACAAAUUACACUGGCUUGGUGAUAUAUGCUGUAUUCUUCGGGUUUGCAUUUGGAAUGGUUAGCAGCGUUCUUUUUGAGACAUUGAUGGACCUCGUUGGGGCUGCCAGAUUUUCCAGUGCGGUUGGACUUGUCACCAUCGUGGAAUGUUGCCCUGUGCUCAUAGGCCCUCCUCUAGGAGGUUGGUUAGUGGAUGUUACCGGUGAAUACCAGUACAUGUAUUUUGUCUGCGGAGUGAUUGUGAUUGUGGCCAGCAUCUGGUUGUUCAUUGGCAAUGCCAUCAACUACAGGCUUUUGGCAAAAGAAAAGAAGUUAGAGGAUGAGAAGCAGAAAGCUCAGAAGAACGCUGACUCGAAGGAAGCAGAACCAUUAACAAACAAUGAGAAUGAAGAUGCUGCCAGCAGAGCUGAUAAAGCUCUUGAAGAUCCUUCAGAAAGAGAAACCAAUAUUUAAUCUGCAAUAUAGCUCAGAAGGCAACAUUUAUGACUUCCAUUAGAAAUAUGUCUUCAAGACACAGGCCAGGUUUGGUGGUAAUAAUGAUCAGUCACAAUAUUGGAUGGGAACAGAUUUUUGCCCGGUGGCAAGACUGUAAGUUAAAUUACUAUCUAUAGUUUAUUUAUUUCCGUGAUACAAAAUUGAGAUUACAGAGGUAGUGACUCCAUGCAACUGAGUCCAUCAAACUAUGACUCUGGACAAUCCAGAGUCAGGUAAACCAGACUAUAUAUGAUUCCAAUGACAAACAGUUUUGUUUUAAAAGUAUAUCUAAUGCAAAAUUAUCUCUUACUUUUUUUGGGGAAGAUACUUUGUGUUCAACUUUAGAGUAUUGUUAAAGUCUGUUGAAAUAAUCUGUCCAAACUGUAUUUACUGCUAAUAUUGAAAUGAAUAUAAGCUCAAUGAUUUGUUUCAAAAGAGACAGAGUACCUGAGUAAAGCACAAUGAAACUUUUUUCUCUUUUGUAUGCCCACCAGAUCAAAAAGAUACGUUAUGUCUAUAUAAAUGAUUAUAAUAUGGAUGUAAAAGUUAAGGCUAGAAGAUGAACAAUUGGUGGGCACCAUCUCUAAAUACAAUAAACAGCUGAAUACAAUAUAUUCCAGAAAUUGUUUCCUCCUGUGAUAGCUGACUACAUUGUACUUCAACAUACACAUUUGAACACAAAGUACGUUCAGACCUCACCAAUUCAAACUAAGCUGAAAUCUGCCUGUACAUGAAAGGAUAUAAACCCAAGAUUUGCAUUGCUAACCAGAGUGGCAAUUAGUUUGUUCACUUAUGUAUUCCUGUAUGGCUGAAGGGUCUGGAUUGGGCUGUGAAGCCUUCUUCCUAAAGGGACUAGAUUCAGAACCUGCUGAUGUUAAAAGGAUACUCACCCUUGGCUUUUGUGGCCUGAAUCAGUUUCAUGGCAAUGACUUCGACGUAGAUGCUUGGGUUUAUUGGCAAGUCAUUGGUUGUUUGAUGGUCUACUGAGAGGAGAUUUAAGGUCUAACUUCAGGUCUUUGCAGACAGGUAACUUGAUACCAGUUCUCACCUCCCUUUCCCAUGUAUUUAGUGAAAAGCUACUUUUUUGUAAUGCCAGUUCGAGCAAAAAUGCUGCAAGGCACACUGACAGUGCCAGUCUGGAAGCUUGGUAUUGAUGUAUCAUUUUUGUGCAGGGUCUUUGGUCUUGUGUCUACAAUUUCAUACAGACACUCUUAUCAAUUAAAAUGUACACAAUUGUUCCUCUUCCUUUAGGUGAAAGAAAGCAUAAGUCUACAAUUUUAUUUUACAGAAAUUACCCUUGCACUUGAAAGAUAAAAUUGCAAGCUUCUGAAGGUAUUAAGUGAAAAUUUUUCUGUUCUACUUGUAGAUGAGGAAAGGUGCUAUUCAUUUGGGAGAGAUGCAUAUAAAUGCCUCAGAAAUUGUGAAAAUUAAGGGUCUGAUUCAUAAAACAUGUAUGCACUGUUUAUGCAGAAUACACAUACAUUCAAUUCAGGGAAAAGAAUAUAAUUCAUUUUAGCCCUCUUUUAAAUCUCAAGAAGUUGCAAAUAUAUUGGACAGACAGCUAGCUGUGUUAAACAUACUUGGAAGUGCCAAAAACAAAAGAAAAAAAUUAAUAGUAAAAUCUAGCAAAUAUGUGAGUGCUUUUAGGAAAGAGUAGUGUUCAAUAUUACUAUUUUCAUUCUUCUAAAAAUUUUGAUAGUGCUUGCUUCUGUUUUGCUGGGUUAUCAUCUUAUAUACUAUGAAAUUCCACAGUAAUGCUGAACUUUUUCAUUAUCUCAGCACAACUUUGGGGGAGAAGCAUCAUGAAUCUAUUCACAGCAUGGUACAGAAAUUAAUACCUACUUUUUACCUAAUUAUAUGCAGGAAAACUAAACACCUUCUACAAGUCCUGUAAUUUUAUAGGCACAUCAGCAACAAAA